Molecule: messenger RNA, 2466 nt
Organism: Lytechinus variegatus (green sea urchin)
Lineage: Eukaryota; Metazoa; Echinodermata; Echinoidea; Temnopleuroida; Toxopneustidae
Product: transmembrane protein 145-like
Exons: 14
Coding region: 29-1633 (534 amino acids)
Biological process (GO): response to pheromone; G protein-coupled receptor signaling pathway
Source: RefSeq, a predicted model, not a curated record
AAAUAAAAAUCGAUAAUCAGCAAAGAAAAUGGCGCAGCUAGACAGAAGAACGAAGGAGCAAAUCUUCGUUGUUCAACAAUUUUUACUAUUUCUUGCCAUAUUAAGUUCAUUAUUACAGAGUACAUUAUGCCUAUAUCAAGAAGGUCGAAUAGAAACAACCGAUAAUUGGAUAUUUCUAGCAAGAUUUUGUUUUCUGUCAGACAUUGGAAGGUUACGAUUUGAAGUUCAAUAUCCUCAGUCUUUUCAAACCCAGAACCUAAUUCUGUAUUACGAUGAGCCGGGUCAGUGGCCGUCGGUCUACCCAUUAGAUACAGCACCUCUGCAGUCAUGCUUAGAGAAAGAGUCCGUCUUGAAACCCGAGAACCACCAAGUGGUGAACCUGACCACGUCCUACGUCUGGUCGGGGUGCGUUCAGCUGGAAACGGACGUGGACAGCGACUGGAGGAGGCUGUUCGGCGACUCUCACUACUUUGACUGCAAGGGUGGGCGGAGCUUUCGCUCUGUGCGGGACAGAUGGUGGUACAUCGUCCUCUCCAACUGCAAUGCCGGCCACGGGUUGCUGAUGAACUACAAACUGACGAUGACCAAUGGUGAAGAUUGGUGGUACAAGCACUUCUCUGCUGAUCAGUUUGGUAUCCUAGCAACAGACAUUGCAUUCCUAUUCAUGUUUAUGGCCCUCUUUGGAUGCUCUAUAUAUGUCGCAAUGUUACUUGCUUCAAGGUCCCUCUUCCACACCACCUAUAAGAUGUACAUGUGGGUUCUCUUCUUAUACAUUCUUAGCCUUGUAUUCUACAUCAUCUUCUAUGCUGACUAUGCAAAUGACGGGACGGAGGUCCGAGGGCUAAAGUUCACCGCCAGGGCGUUCCAGUCGGGUGCCGACGCCCUCUUUCUACUUCAGCUGAUCCUCAUGGCAAAGGGAUAUACCAUUACCAGAGGACGCCUCAGUCAUUCUGGCACGGUAAAAAUCACCAUUCUAAUGGCUAUAUACUGUAUGCUGUAUGCAGCCUUAUUCAUCUAUGAAGUAUAUGCCUUUGAUGCGGGAGAGGUGCUAUACCUGUACGAGAGCCCUGCAGGGUACGUCCUAGUGGCGUUGAGGGCGCUCACCUGGCUGUGGUUCAUCUACGCCAUCUUCUUCACAUUGAAGCACUAUCCUGAAAAGAAUUCUUUCUACAUACCCUUCUUCUUCUGCUAUACAAUGUGGUUUCUUGCAAUGCCUGUAAUGAACAUUAUAGCAUCAUUAGCCAUGCCUAAAUGGUGGAGAGAGAAGGCCAUGAAUGCCAUUGAACUCAUCAUCGCCUUUGUGGCACAGCUUGGCUUUUUGAUUCUGACCAGACCGUCGGCAGCCAAUCACAACUUUCCCUACCACGUCCGCACCUCGCAAGUCGGUGUCAUCGACACCCCAGAUGGCCAGGUUCAGAAUAACCCCGAUGCGUACGAGCACCAUGGCUAUGCUGCCAACGUAUUCAGCAACGAUCAUCAACCAAACUUUACAGAGCUGUUCACCGUAGGGCAGUCCAACAAGUAUGCGCAGAACCAACCCAACGGUAAUGCAAACGGAAUGGUAAAUGGCGCCUCUAACGGAGUUAACCGUAAUCCACAACGUGAUGUAUCCAGUAUGUUCAUGGCCAAGUAGAUGAGGAGCCAGCCAUGUGAAACGAUGCCUUCACACCCACAAAAAAUGAGUUUAAACGUGAUCAAAGUAGGUAGAGAAGUUGAAAGCAAUCAAAUUGCAAGUACAUCAGCACUCUAUCGUCAACACACCAUGGCCCCAUAACAUAUAACUUAAAGGGGAACUCAACCUUGGUCUUAAAAUGUCAUGUUGGAAAGGAGAUAAAUGACAAAACAGAAUGGUGAAAGUUUGAAAGAAAUCAGACAAAUAAGAAGAAAGUUAUGUCCAAUAUUGUUCAAACUUUCAUUUUUCAACUUGUGUGAUUAUUCAUUUUCUUCUGAAAACAUCUUUUUUUAUUUGGGUUGGAUUAAAAAAUUGAUCACGGUGCCUGUUUAUACGAUUGAUUGCGUUGGUUGUUGCGUAUGAUCAGACGUAACAUUAAGCCCAUGAUCGAUCGCUAAGCUUUUUGUUUCAGCUCCUCAGUUUCCUUUAACUUUUUUACCAAUCCUUUGAUUAUUUCAAUCAAAAUCUACAAACACAUUCACAAUGUUUCAUUAUGCAUUUGCAAUUAUCUCGAUAUACUGUCUUGUAGAUUGUUUUGAACCUCAUUUGUGCAUUUUAAAUGCAACUGACUAUUACCAUAUUCAUUCCAUGUGAUAAAUCUUUGAUUUAGCUUUAAGUACUUUUGAUUUUAAAAUGAUGGUGAAUCAAGUUUUUCCUUUAUUGCAUUGAUAGACAUACGUGGCCCAAUUUAUUGUGGUGAUAGCAAAUUUACUAUCACUUAGUUGCUUUGCAUUGCCUACCAGAGGGGAGAGCAAAACACGUCUUUCAUAUCGAUAAGUACUUAAAUUGAUAUA